UUAAUUUAUUUUAAUUUGCAUCCACUUGACGAUGAAAUUGAGACCAAACUCACAUCUGCAAUUUUUAACUCUCCAGUCGUCUUCUAAUUCUUCACUCUCUCUGUAACUCGCUUCUCUCACUCACCAAACCCUAAUUCCCAAUUUUACCACUCUCGCCGCAAUCUCUCACCAUCGGAUUCAAAAAUCCCAACUUUAUAUCAAUUACUUCGUUUCCAGUUAUUGAUUUGAUCUUAUACAUAUUUAAUUUGAUUUGAUUUGAUUAUUCUCACUCUAAUCUCACGAUGAAAGAGGGUAAACUAAAUCAUCAACUUCAGCACCAGAACGGUCAUCUUUCUCCUUUCAAAUUCGCCAAAUUGCUCGAUCCAGAAGCUUCAUGGGACAAGGAUCAACUUGGUGAUGUAUUGCAUUGGAUUCGACAAGCAAUGGGCCUUAUAUUCGGAUUACUUUGGGGCGCCUUUCCAGUGGUGGGAGGAUUUUGGUUUAUCCUCUUUUUAGUUUUGUCCUCCGGGAUCAUAUAUGGUUAUUAUUCAGUAAUAUUGAAGGUUGACGAAGAGGAAUUUGGUGGCCACGGAUCCCUCCUCCAAGAGGGGCUUUUUGCUUCUACAACUCUAUUCCUGCUUUCCUGGAUUCUAGUCUACAGUUUAGCACACUUCUGAUUGGCGAGGAACUUGAAGUGUUGCUAAUAUCUCCGAGCGUCUGUGACUUUUAAAAGUUUAUAUUUGAUUUCAUGUUGGACCAUAGUGUUCUGAAAUCAAUGAGAAAAAUGUGGGUUGUGCGGGUAUUUAUUUUCUAUGUAAACCAUUCUGAUUUUGUGGAGGAUGAAUGAAUUUGCUGCUGCUUUCCAUGAUGGCUAGUAGCUGUUCUAAUUAGCAUUUCGAGUGACACCACAUGUUUGUGGCAAAUUAUGGAUAGAAUUAACGACAAACAAAAUUCUGUUAAACUGUUGAAUAAAGGUGCUUGCAGGCAAAUUCUUCUAAA
Vicia villosa (hairy vetch) is the source of this 978-nucleotide messenger RNA. RefSeq lists its product as uncharacterized. The transcript has 4 exons. The coding region runs from base 282 to 656 and encodes 124 amino acids. Gene Ontology annotation, biological process: mitochondrial respirasome assembly. The record is from RefSeq and is a predicted model, not a curated record. Lineage: Eukaryota; Viridiplantae; Streptophyta; Magnoliopsida; Fabales; Fabaceae.